UCUCAAUACAUUCUCAUCAUUUUAUCAGAACAUUAUUUCAGGAUUUGAUCAAUGAACUGUUUCUUUUGUCAUGUAUCACAAUACUCUUUAGUUUAAUUAUAACUUGCCCUUUACUCACACUUGGAGAUGAUGUGAAUAAAGCCAUGUGUUCAACAUCUCCGUAUACUUCAGUAAUCGGUGUUUAUAUAUGUUACACUGCUAUCUUGGGCAUGAGCUGCACCAGCUUAUCAAGAUCUGGACUUGAGCAAACAUCUCCAUGGACUUCGGAGACUCGAUGAUUGUUACCAUCUACAAGCAGAAAGGAGACAAGUCUGACUGCUGCAACUACCGUGGAAUUUCCUUGCUAUCCAUCACAGAGAAGAUCCUUGCUCGCAUUACCAACUACCAGCUGAAACCCAUUGCAGAAAGCACUCUCCCUAAAACGCAGUGCGGCUUUUUGACCACUGGAGAGGGAGGAUGGACAUGAUUUUCACAGUUUGUCAGCUGCAAGAAAAAUAUCGGGAACAACUCCAGGCAAUGCAUCUUGCUUUCGUAGAUCUCACUAAAGCAUUCAACAGUGUCUCAUAGCCACUCUUGUGGAAGAGCCUCGGCAGAAUUGGCUGCCCUGAGUUGUUCAUUAAGAUCUUGAGACUUCUUCAAGACAACAUGUCUGCCAUGGUCCUGAUGAACAGAACAAAAACCGCAACCUUCAAGGUCAAAUCUUGAAUGAACCAAAGCUGUCUCACCAUGCCAACCUUGUUUACUGUCUUCAUCACCACCCUUAUCCACUUGUUCAGGGACAAAGUACCACCAGGGAUGGACAUCAUGUACAGAACCAAUGGAAAGCUCUUCAACCUUAGUUAGCUGAGAGCCAAGAACAAAACGUUGGCCACUUCGCUUCUGGACUUCCAGUUUGCCGAUGACAACGGCGUGUCAUCUCUCAUAGAGAGAGGUCUUCAAACAAUCCUCAAAACCUUCGAUGAUGCCUAUACCAAGCUCGGUCUUCACAUCAACCUGAAGAAAAUGCAAGUCUCGUACAAACCUGCUCCCCAUGAGUUCAACACAAAAGUCCCUACUGUGAAACUGAAGGGACAACUUUUGGAGAAUGUGAACCACUUCCUGUACCUUGGUUGCCAUGUGCCUUCAAACAGUAACAUUGAUGAUGAGAUCCAACACCGACUUAAAUAUGCUGGAAUAGCUUUCGGCCGCCUGCGCCCUCAUGUCUUCCAAAACCGAAACCUCUGAGGCGAAACGAAGGUCCACAUUUACAGACCUGUCAUCAUUCCAACUCUUGUGUAUGGCUCUGAAACCUGGACCACCUACCGCUGCCACCUGAAGACCCUUGAGUAUUUCCAUCUACACUGCUUGAAGAGCGUCCUUUGCAUCGGCUGGGAGAACUACCAUGCCAACAUCAGCAUCUUGGUUGAAGUUAAACUCCUGAGCAUGGAGUCCAUCAUCCAAAGCCAGUUGUGGUGGGAUGGUGACGUUGUCAGAAUGGAGGACAGCCAACUUCCAAAAUUGGUCUUCUCCCAACUCUGAGAAGGAAAGUGGUCCAGAAGACGACAAAAGAAACAAUACAAGGACUUGCUGAAACAAAACCUGAAAAGCUGCGGCACUGACUGGAACAACUGAGAAGACCAGGCCAGAAACCUGGAGAGCAACCAUCACAAAACCAGAGAAUGAACCACAUUAAGGAGAAGAGGAGGCAAAGGAAAGAACGUGCGCAAAAUCCGGACCGCCUGCAUUUUCCCACCACCAGCAUCUGCAACAAAUCCUGUGAAUCAAGGAUUGGGCCCCUCAGCCACCUGAGAACCCACCAAGACCGAGCUGCCAACAACUAGGAGAACAUCAUCCUCGCUUUCGAGGGAUAGCCACGACUAUGACACUGCCAUCUUCUCUUUGCAACUUUUUUACAGUUUAAAAGAAAUACAACUUAUUUACAUGGUUAAAAAGCUGUUUCUUCGCAUACAUAUGUGCACAACUACAAUACUAUUAUGCUUAUGAUAAAAUUCAUUGUCAGCCAAAAGUUUGCACUUGACACAGGCCUACAUAUAUUAUGCAUAAAUGCUUCACUUUAUAUACUUGAAUUUUUAAUGUGCCUGUGACUUACUUUGCCCUGAAUAUAAUGUUUUCCCUUUCCUGAAACUGAGACUUUGGGGAAAAAAAUCUGAUUUAUUUCUAGACACCAGAUACCAACAAGAUCAUUCCUUAGAAGGACAAGACACUUGUAUAGCACAAGCAGUCAUGGAAGAUGGUCAACAUUUCUCUCGGAGCUCCUCAAGAAAGGAACAACAACGUAAAUAUAUGAAGAAUAGCCGAAACGGAUUCCUCACGAGAUAUAUACUAAACCCGUGGAUUCUUCUUGAUGGUGAAAGACUGAAGAAAGUGGGAUUCGGAGAAAAAGAUGAGAGCAAACCUCAUAAAACCAUAAUCAUGGUUGGAGAAACGGGAGUGGGGAAGUCGACUCUCGUCAAUGCCAUGGUCAACUAUAUGCUGGGUGUGGACAGUACAGACAGAAUUUGGUUUGAAAUCAUCGAGACAAAAACGGACCAAAGUGAUUCUCAGACAAAUGUAGUCACAGUGUAUGACAUCUUUACUGAACACAGCCCGUUCUCUCUGACCGUCAUCGACACGCCUGGAUUUGGAAAAACGGAAGGUAGAAAGGAGGAUUUAAAAGUUUCUGAUGGUUUAUUUGAGUUAUUUCAUUCCAGCAACUGGGUUCAUGAAAUUGAUGCAGUGUGCCUUGUGGUGUCAUCAAGCACUGUUCGACUCACUGAAAAACAGCACAAUGUUUUUAAUGCCGUUCUCUCAUUGUUUGGCAACGAUGUGAAGAAAAACUUGGUUGUGUUCAUCACACGCGCCCCAACAAAGUCUACAAAUUCCUUAAAGGCCAUUAAAGAUGCCAAAAUCCCAUGUGCUCAGACUGAUGAGGAGGAGCCUGUGCAUUUCAGGUUUGACAACUACCACUGUGAAAACUUUUAUGCGAAAUAUGACCGUAAAAACGAAAAUGAACAACUGUUACAGGGUUUUCAGGCAGCAUGGAAUCUCUUCAACACAAGCAUGAAGAAAUUUUUGCGUUUUCUAAAUGGGAGCAAACCUGUGAGUUGGAAAAAUACGGAAAACGUGCUGACAUAUUGCAGGCAACGAGUAGACCACAUCAGCAGUUUAAGGAAACAAGUCAAAGCAAUGCAGCUCAAGAAAAUGAAGCUUGAUCAGGUAAAUGAAGCUCUGCAGCAGCAUGAAGAGAAAAGGAAAACUGUUAACUUUGAAUAUGAAAUGGAUGAAGUCUACAAAGAAAAAGUACCAAUUGACCCGUCAACAAGUUCGAGCAAAGAGGCGACUUGCUGCAGUGUGUGUGAGGAGAACUGUCAUUACCCAGGAUGCCGGUGGGCCAGAGAUCUUUCAUGGUGUAGAGCCAUGUCAAAGGGCAAGUGCACAGUGUGUACUGGAAGGUGUGACUACACUGUCCAUGUUAAAGAAGCGAAAAUCUAUGUGAGGAAAACAAGGAAGGUCAAGAAGAUUCAGGAAGAUCUGAAAAAGAAAUACGAGACAGAGUCUGAGGAGAAAAAGAGAUGCAUAACCCAGCUUGAGAAAGAAAUGGCAGAACAAGAAAAAGAAAUAACCAGACUGGUGGAUGAAUGUCAUCAGUGUAUGCACUUCCUGAAAAAGAUCGCCUUAAAGACUGAUGCUGUGUCCACACUUCAGGAUCUGGACUUCCUGAUUCAGGAAGCAAAAGAAACUCGACGUCCAGAAAUAUUGAAGAAACUGAAAGAGCUGAAGAAAAGGGCUGAGGAGGAGUCCAAACAUGCAGAACACUGAACAACCAAACAAACCAACCCCAAAACAUACAAAAUGGAUGUGAUGCACGAGAGGAUCUUUUAUACGUUACGUACAAAUGAUUGAAAAGGAAAAUCAUCCGAUAAUAUUUUCAUCAGUCCUGUUUGAUUGCUUGCUUUAUAAAUUAUCAGAGAAAAUUUUCAAUCACAAUCCUUCAGUGUGGUUAUGUGAGACAUAGAAUAGCCAGUCCAUCCUUGAUUUGGGUUUGAUGCUAACAUUGAAAUGAUCAUCGGGUGGAUGAACAUGUCACCUUCCAGUCACAUGAAAUAAAAUGAUAAACAGAAGAAGUGAAGGUGCGUGAGGUCCAUCAAGUCCCUGUCCUCUCAAAAAAAAAUGGCUGAAUGGAAACAGAAAUGAAACAUCCCCAGAGCAGACCUGCAAGUGAAUCAAUGAAAUCAAAAACCUUCAAGGUUCCAUGCCCCAUUAGGGUGCUCCAAGAAGGAAAAGAAUGAAGCCAUACAUAGAAGGAAAAAAUGAGGUACAGCUCCUGAUAAAUGGAUUGUGAAAUCGACAAUACACACACUGAAUGUCUCCAUCUUUGUCCUCCAGAGGAAAAGUGGCUCACUCCCCAAAACCAUGGAAUCUAACUUCUCCAGGAAAAUGGAUACAGAAUCCCAACAGACCUGACUAGGCUGCUUUCACAAGAAGAAUUUUUCUCUCAUGUUUUGUAGGUGAUCCAACAGGAAGUGGCUGGUUAUCAGAAUGUAUCCACUUAAAAAAAAAAAAAAAGUGUCAUCUGUACUUUACAAGCUUCCAAGUUGAAGUAUAAUGUCUCUUAGAAAAACACUGAGUGAUAGGAUGCAAUUUUUUUAACCUCUCAACCAAUCAAGUCACAAUUUGGUGGACAAGCAACAGAAAAACAUGGAGGACAAAAACAGUGUUGUGAGUGAGUGAAUAAGAGGAGCUUUACGACGUGUUGAGUGGAAAAUAUUCCAAAUGCAACUGUAAAAAAUUAGCACAGUGGUUUUGACAUCUCCCUGUGGGACAUCAGUCACCUUCACCCAGCACAAAGGACCUUGGGGUGGUGUUCGACAGUCUCCUUUUCGGUGAACAUCACUGCAGUGACCCAGACGUAGAUUUCUCCUUUACAACAUCCAAAAGAUCUGCCCCUUCCUCACCACCUACUCUACUCUACUCAGCUCCUGGUCCAAGCACCGCUUGGACUACUGCAACUCUCUCCUUGCUGGCUUCCCAGUAUCUGCCACCAGACCCCUGCAGCUCAUCCAGAAUGCUGCAGCCCACUUGGUCUACAACCUUCCUGGUUCCUCCCAUGUCACCCCUCUUGCUUGCCGCCCUUCAUUGGCUGCCCAUCGCAGUUCGCAUCAAAUUUAAGAUGUUGGUGCUUGCUUACCAGGCAGUUAAGGGGUCAGGUCCAGCAUUCCUCCAGAGGCUGAUCCACCCCUACACGCCAGUGAGAUCCUUACAUUCCACAACUACUGGUCGUCUGGCCCCUUCUCCUCUCCGUUCCUGCCCAGCCUGCUCUAGACUGCUGUCUGUCCUGGUUCCCCAUUGGUGGAAUGACCUUCCCAUUGAGGUCAGAACUGCCGACUCCCUGACCACCUUCAAGCACAAACUGAAGAUCCACUUCUUCAGGCUGCACCUCUCCCCUGCUUCCCUGCCCACUGUGUAAUCACAUACUGUAGCUGCCUUGACCAACCAGCCCAGGCUGUGUACUGUCUCGCCUGCUCAUAAUAACUUGGUGUAAGCCGAUGGGGUUUUAUUUUUCUCAAUUUAGUUGUACUUUGUGAGUUCAUUUGUAUGGUUGGCUUGUUUUCCUUGGCUGUUUGCUGAUAGUGUAAUAUUCUGUUAAAGUAACAAAGUCACUUGUUCAGUUGGCACUCGAACUUUCUUGUCUUGAAGUUUAGUACUUCUUGUGCUUGAUUUUUACACUUGUUGUAUGUCACUCUUGAUAAAAGCAUCUGCUAAAUGUCUGGAAUGUAAUAUUUUGGGGAAAUUUAACCGCAGUUGCAUUCAGUCAGGUCACACAAGCAGCUCAGAUUCUCUUGAUUUUCUGCCUUCAUCAGUUCUGACAGCCGGUGAACACUUAUGCAACCAGCUUAUUGUAUGUUUUUUAUUUUUUAUGUUUUUCCCCAAACAGAUUUGUUUGUUUUUCAAUUGAAUUGUACAGGUUAUAGGUCACAUUAAAGGUGGGAAAAGUUUUAAAAUUA
Messenger RNA from Neoarius graeffei (lesser salmon catfish), 5984 nucleotides. RefSeq lists its product as uncharacterized. The record is from RefSeq and is a predicted model, not a curated record. The transcript is spliced from 3 exons. Gene Ontology annotation, molecular function: GTP binding. Lineage: Eukaryota; Metazoa; Chordata; Actinopteri; Siluriformes; Ariidae. Bases 2224 to 3798 code for a protein of 524 amino acids.